AUGUCCCCGGUGAGCCUAUUUCUUCUUCUGAUUUUUCCAUUGAGUACCUUCCAACAACGAGAAGAAUGCACUGUUCAGCCGCCUUCACCACGUCAUCCAAACAUUGUGGUUCUCAUGAUCGACGACCUGGGUUACGGUGACAUUGCGGCAUACGGUCACCCGACACAGGAGUACACCCAAGUCGAUCGAAUGGCUGCAGAAGGCACCCGAUUCACACAAGCAUAUUCAGCUGAUAGUAUGUGUUCACCGAGCAGAGCUGGAUUCAUAACUGGAAGAUUACCGAUUCGAUUAGGAAUAGUUGGUGGAAGGAGAGUCUUCGUUCCUUAUGAUAUCGGAGGUCUUCCGAAAACUGAAACUACUAUGGCUGAAAUGUUGAAAGAUGCUGGGUAUUCAACUGGAAUGGUUGGGAAGUGGCAUCUUGGAAUUAAUGAGAACAAUGCAACUGACGGAGCACAUCUACCAUCAAAGCGUGGAUUCGAUUAUGUGGGAGUCAACUUACCGUUCACAAAUGUUUGGCAGUGUGACACUACAAAAGAAUUUUACGACAAAGGACCAGAUCCAUCACUAUGCUUCUUGUAUGAUGGAGAUGAUAUCGUGCAACAGCCAAUGAAAUUCGAGCACAUGACAGAGAAUCUUGUUGGAGACUGGAAGAGGUUUUUGAUGACAAGACUGGCACAGGACCAACACGAAAGACCCUUCUUCUUCUACUUCUCUUUUCCACAAGUUCAUUCGACACAGUUUGCCAGCAAACGGUUUAGAGGAUCUUCUGUUAGAGGAAUCUACGGAGAUUCGAUCAAUGAAAUGUCAUGGGCUGUUGGAGAGGUGUUGGACAGUCUCGUGAAUGCUGGAAUCGCUGAAAAUACAUUGGUGAUCCUGAUGUCUGAUCAUGGACCACACGUGGAAUUAUGCUUGAAUGGAGGAUCUACUGCUGGACUGAAAGGUGGAAAAUCGAAUAGUUACGAGGGAGGGUUUAGAAUUCCAUUCAUCGCCUGGCAACCCGGAACAGUGAAACCAUCCCGAGUGUCUCAUGAAGUUGUUUCCAGCAUGGACUUGUUCCCAACUUUCAGAGCUAUGAACGAGGAAUGUCUUUUCGAAAAAGAAGCACUCCGUUCUGACGGCAUUAACAUUGCUGACGAGUUGCGUGGUGAAACUGAUGACGUGGAAGGAAGCCUCGGAAAAGCUCGUCCGAUUAUUUACUACUGUAACACUCAUUUAAUGGCAAUCAGAAUAGGAGACUACAAAGUACAUUAUAAAACGUCUCCGAUUUUCUUGAACACUUCCGUCGAUCCAAAUCUUGAUUAUUUCUGUCCAAAUGGAAAGCCGAAAUCUGAUUGGUAUGUCUCCCAAGUUUGCCCUGACGAGCACCUCCAGAAACACUAUCCUCCACUUGUCUUUGACCUAAUCCGUGAUCCAUAUGAGCAGUAUCCUUUGCAAAAUACUGUAAAAUCCCAGGAAAUAAGAUUCCAAGCAAUGCAACGGCUCACUGAGCACAAAUCAUCUCUGGUCAAAGUUAAAAAUGUUCUUGGAAACUUUAAUAAAACGCUGAUUCCUUGCUGUAACCCUCCAAGUUGUAAAUGUGACAAACUGUCGAGACCCAGUGAAUCUGACGAUGGCCGUCCAGAUUACGUUGGACUAGUGCCUGAUCUCGAUCGGACUGAAUACGAACUUCUUCACAGAUUCUUCUGA
This is a messenger RNA of Caenorhabditis remanei, 1686 nucleotides long. RefSeq lists its product as uncharacterized. The transcript has 6 exons. The coding region runs from base 1 to 1686 and encodes 561 amino acids. The record is from RefSeq and is a predicted model, not a curated record. Lineage: Eukaryota; Metazoa; Nematoda; Chromadorea; Rhabditida; Rhabditidae.